Messenger RNA from Drosophila rhopaloa, 1299 nucleotides. RefSeq names its product neuronal calcium sensor 2. Bases 600 to 1160 code for a protein of 186 amino acids. Gene Ontology annotation, molecular function: calcium ion binding. The transcript is spliced from 6 exons. Lineage: Eukaryota; Metazoa; Arthropoda; Insecta; Diptera; Drosophilidae. The record is from RefSeq and is a predicted model, not a curated record.
UUAGCAGGUAGCAGAAAUGUGCCUACAAUCAAUGUGUAAUAGUUUUUCUUCAGCUUACUAGCCUCAUGAGGAAAAUAAUGCUGCUUGACUUGGUCGACGGAAAAUAAUAUCACCAUUUAACAUUUUUUUAAUUCAAAAUAACGUCUUUGUAAUAAACCAAGUGGAAUAUUUGAUAAAUGUUGUAGGUGAACGUGGCAACCCUGUUUCCUUUUUUAAAAAAGUCCUACCGUGUACAGAAAAUAUGGUUAACCAAUAAUCGUCAUGUAUAGAGACAAUUUCCGCGCAUGCGCCUCAACCAUUUGAUUAGUCCUUCGGUACACAUCAGGUUUGAAAUAUACAAGUUAAUAGUCAAGUACAUUUUUGCUUAUUAUUAUCAAGAAAAAUUUAUAAAUGAGUCGCUCGUUCAAUAAUCAUUUGUUCGUGCCACAAUUCAUACAUAUCGUUAACGUAAUGCUAUACAAGCACAAUUAUUGAUUUGGAGUUUUUCUGUCCACAAAUAAACAUUAAGUCAAAUGUACAGACCAGGCAAAGCAAUUUAAACAAAGAAAAAAACUAAAUAGAAACAAGCUAGCUCCUAAAAAGUUAUAAACAGUGAAAACAUGGGGUGCUUAAGUAGUAAAGACCGUUUAACCAAAGAAGACAUGGAGUUUUUAAAAACGCAUACGAGAUAUGACGAAGCCACAAUUAAAGAGUGGUAUAAAGGAUUUAAGCAAGAUUGUCCAAACGGCCGAUUGACGCCAGCAAAAUUUGUCGAUAUGUAUAAAAUGUUUUUUCCAUCCGGAAAUGCGGAAGAGUUUUGCGACCAUGUCUUUCGUACAUUCGAUAUGGACAAAAAUGGAUAUAUUGACUUUAAGGAAUUUUUACUCGCAAUAGAUGUAACUUCAAGCGGAACACCGGAAGAAAAGUUGAAGUGGGCCUUUCGAAUGUACGAUGUCGAUGGCAACGGUGUCAUAGACAUACAAGAAAUGACCAAAAUUGUUCAGGCAAUUUAUGACAUGCUAGGAGCGUGCUCAUCUAAUCGUCCAGCUGAUUCAGCAGAAGAAAGAGCAAAAAAUAUAUUUGCAAAAAUGGACGAAAAUAAUGAUGGUCAAUUAACCCAAGAUGAGUUCUUGAAAGGAUGUUUGCAAGAUGAGGAGUUGUCAAAAAUGUUGGCACCAUAAACAAUUAUAUCCUACAAUAUGUGUGUAUUUGAUGAAAUCAGUAAUGAAAUGUAUAAAUAUUUAAUUUAUAUUUCUUAUACUAAAAUUAAACUACUAUAAAACUAUGAAAUCAUUAAACUAUUUCAGUGUGUCAUUAAAA